Gavialis gangeticus (Gharial) is the source of this 5814-nucleotide messenger RNA. It is a transcript of the gene ARID4A, whose product is annotated as AT-rich interaction domain 4A. The transcript has 24 exons. Bases 209 to 4096 code for a protein of 1295 amino acids. Gene Ontology annotation, cellular component: nucleus. Gene Ontology annotation, molecular function: transcription cis-regulatory region binding. NCBI's taxonomy places the organism in Eukaryota, Metazoa, Chordata, Crocodylia, Gavialidae. The record is from RefSeq and is a predicted model, not a curated record. Gene Ontology annotation, biological process: regulation of transcription by RNA polymerase II.
UGUGCAAAGUGUGAGCCCGCCCAGUGCGGAGGGGUGUGUUUAAUGAUCAACCCCGGACUUGUGGCUGGAUCGCGAAGGCCGAGACGUUUCCUUUCCUGAGCUGCCUCUGACCGUGUGUGUCUCUCUCCUCUUCUAGUUUUUUUCCCCCGUGCAGCAGUGGCGGCGAGGAGGAGUCGUCGAGCUGGACCCCCUCGCCUGAGCUUGGAAGAUGAAGGCAGCAGAUGAGCCUGCCUACUUAACAGUUGGGACUGAUGUCAGUGCCAAGUACCGUGGUGCCUUUUGUGAGGCAAAGAUAAAGACGGUGAAAAGGCUAGUGAAAGUCAAGGUAACUCUGAAACAGGACAGUUCAACUCAACUAGUGCAAGAUGAUCAAGUGAAAGGACCUUUAAGAGUUGGUGCAACAGUUGAAACCAAGAUGCCUGAUGGAUCUUUCCAUGAAGCUACUAUCAGCAAAUUGACAGAUGCCAGCUGGUAUACAGUAGUUUUUGAUGAUGGUGAUGAAAGGACAUUGAGGAGAACUUCAUUAUGCUUAAAAGGAGAAAGACACUUUGCAGAAAGUGAGACACUUGACCAACUACCAUUAACAAAUCCAGAGCACUUUGGAACCCCGGUUAUUGGGAAGAAAUCCAACAGGGGAAGGCGAUCUUCUCUUCCUGUUACUGAAGAUGAAAAAGAGGAAGAAAGCAGCGAAGAAGAGGAUGAAGAUAAGAGACGUUUGAAUGAUGAAUUGCUUGGUAAAGUUGUGAGUGUAAUGUCUAGCUCUGAGAAGACAGACUGGUAUCCAGCUUUGGUAAUAUCUCCCAGUUGUAAUGAUGACAUCACAGUGAAAAAGGACCAGUGUUUAGUUCGCUCUUUUGCAGAUUCCAAAUUUUAUUCAAUAGCAAGAAAGGACAUCAAGGAACUAGAUAUUAUAAAUCUACCAAAAUCUGAGCUUUCUACUAAAAGAGGAUUACAGGAAGCAAGCACUUUCUUCAGUACAAAAGGUGUUCCUGGUAACUGGAAAAUGGACAUGAGUGAAAUUCUGGAGUCCUCUAGCAGUGAUGAGGAAGAUGGAGGUGCAGCAGAAAGUGAUGAAGAAGAAGACAAACGGGAUGAAAAGGAGGAAGAAGCAACACCUGAGGAAGAGCUUGAUCCUGAAGAGAGGGACAACUUCCUCCAACAGCUUUACAAGUUUAUGGAAGACAGAGGUACUCCUAUCAACAAACCACCUGUUCUAGGCUACAAAGAUCUUAACCUCUUCAAACUUUUUAGGCUGGUGUAUCAGCAGGGCGGAUGUGACAAUAUUGACAGUGGUGCUGUAUGGAAGCAAAUUUAUAUGGACCUUGGCAUUCCCAUUUUGAACUCAGCUGCUUCCUACAAUGUAAAAACUGCUUAUAGAAAGUAUCUUUAUGGUUUUGAAGAGUACUGCCGCUCUGCAAACAUUCAGUUUAGGACUAUCCAUCACAAUGAACCAAAAGUGGUAGACAUACCGAAACAAGAGGAACCAAUGGAGGAAAGUGUAAAAGAGGAACAAGAGAUGCCCCCAAUAGAAAUAAAAAAAGAAGUUGAGGAAAACGAUUCCAGCAGUGAAAGUGAAAAGGAAGAAAUAGAACUAAGAUCCCCAAGAGGGCGGAGGAGACUUGCUCGUGAUGCAACACCUGCUAAAAAAGAAACAGAAGAUGAUAAAACACAGGACAAAUUAAAGGACAGUAACAAAGAAAAUAAAGAGGUAGAUGAAACACCUGAUAACGCAGACAAGAAGGAAAAUGAGACUCCAUUAGGGAAAAAGAAUACACCAAAGCAAAAGGAAAAGAAAAUGAAAAAACAAGAGGAAUCUGAUAAAGAAUCUGAUGAAGAGGAGGAGAUCAGGAGAGAAAGAGAGGAAAUUGAAAACAAAGGAGAAUCAGAAGGGGAGGAUGAUGAGGAGGACACAGAGCCCUGUCUAACUGGAACCAAAGUGAAAGUGAAAUAUGGACGAGGAAAAACUCAGAAAAUUUAUGAAGCCAGUAUUAAAAGCACCGAAGUUGAUGAUGGAGAAGUUUUAUAUUUAGUACACUACUAUGGUUGGAAUGUAAGAUAUGAUGAAUGGGUGAAAGCUGAUCGGAUUAUCUGGCCUUUGGACAAAGGAGGACCAAAGAGAAAACAAAAGAAAAAAGCAAAAAAUAAAGACGACAGUGAAAAAGAUGAAAAGAAGGAUGAAGAGAAGCAGAAAUCAAAACGUGGACGUCCCCCUCUGAAAUCUACACUUCUAUCAAAUAUGUCUUGCAACUUAUCCAAAACACCUAAUAGUGAAGGUAAAGCAGGAGCCAGAAGUGCAAGGAGUAAUUUGUCAGUUUGUUCACCAUUACCAAAUGGAACAGAAGCAACACCUCGCAGGCAAACGAGACGUAGCUCAGGAAUGUUUGAUUCUGAUAGGGGAUCAAACGACUCUGACUCAUCUGACAGUGAGGGAGAUGAGAGUUCUGAAAAGACUUUGAAUGAAUUUUCUCCAGAAAUUUCAGAACCAGAAAAAAAUGAAAAACUAAUUGAUGAGAAACCUGAUGAAGAAAACCCAAAGAUUUCACACGCAUUGAAAGAAAACGACAGGACUCAAGUGCAGCCAUUAGAAAUUCUGAAACUGGAAGUUGAAGAAAGUGAGCAAAUUGUUCAGAUUUUUGGAAAUAAAACUGAACAAGUGGAAGACAUUAAAAAAGAGACUGAAAAAUCACCUAAAGGGAAGGGGAGAAGGAGCAAGACAAAGGACCCUUCUUUAGAGAAUGUAAAGAUUCCAGGAAGCCAGGAAGAGGCAACAAAUGAAUCUCUCUUAGAAACUGAAAGAUUAGAUGUUUCUUCAUUGGAUACUAAAGAGUUUUCCACCACUACUGAAAAUGAAAUGGAACCUUGUAUAAAGGAUAAGAAAUUUUUGAAAAGGAAAACAGAACAGUCAUCCCCUGAUAAAAGAGUACGACUGGAGAGUGAGACGGAAGUGUCAAACAUUGCAACUGAGAAGACCAAUGAAUGUAUCGGGACAGCAGAAUGUAAAGAUUUAAAUGCUGAAGAAUCACUCAGAACUGAAAAUGAGGAAAUGCCAUCGCUAGUGGCAGAAUCAGACCAACGGGUUCAACAGCUAAUGAAUGAAAACUUUGAAUGUCCAUCUGAGGAAAGUGGGAAUGUUCCAUUAAAAGAUGAGGAUGACACCAUGCCUCAAAUUGGACCAGAAACUCUCCUCUGCCAUGAAGUGGACUUGGAUGACUUUGACGAGAAGGAAAAGAGCGUCACUGAGGAUGCAGUGUUGGAAAAGCCAGGCUCCAACACUCCACAUUCAAACCCAUCUGCCUUACCCUCUGCAGUCCAGCCAAACUUCUCAGUGGCCUCACCCCUUACCCUUAGUCAGGAUGAAUCACGCAGUAUAAAGAGUGAAAGUGAUAUAACUAUUGAGGUGGACAGUGUGGCAGAAGAAUCUCAAGAAGGUCUCUGUGAAAGUGAGUCUGCUAAUGGAUUUGAAGCCAGUACGACUUCAAGCAUUUGUAGUCUAGCAGUACAAGAAAGGGACACUGGAGAGAAGGGUCAAAAAAGGCCAAGUGAUGGCAAUAGUGGGACACUGGCAAAGAAGCAAAAGCGUACUCCAAAGCGAACAAGUGCUGUAGCCAAAAAUGAAAAGAAUGGAACAGGACAAAGUAGUGACAGUGAAGAUCUUCCAGUCCUGGACAGUUCAAGUAAAUGUACUCCAGUCAAACACAUUAAUAUGUCAAAACCACAGAAGCUUGCUCGAUCCCCAGCGAGAGUGAUUUCCCCUCAUAUCAAAGAUGGAGAAAAGGAAAAACAUAGAGAGAAACAUCAUCAGCAGAAUGCUUCUCCCAGAGUGUAUAAAUGGAGUUUUCAGCUCAAUGAAUUGGACAACAUGAACAGCACUGAGAGAAUCUCUUUUCUGCAAGAAAAAUUACAGGAAAUACGGAAAUACUACAUGUCUUUGAAGUCAGAAGUAGCAACCAUAGACAGGAGAAGGAAACGAUUAAAAAAGAAAGAUAGAGAAGUGUCUCAUAGAGGAGCAUCCAUGUCUUCUGCUUCAUCAGACACUGGAAUGAGUCCAUCAUCAUCCUCUCCUCCACAGAAUGUGCUUGCUGUAGAAUGCAGGUGAUACACAUUUCUCUGCCUUGCCAGCAGCUUGCUGCCAUGGACAUAAAUACUGAAGUCCUGAAAUACAUCCACAGAAAGCACUCAACUGGUUUGACAUUGCCAAGUAUAUUCUGUACACUCUUCCACUGCUGGACUGUAUGUUUGGUUUUUUUCCCCUCCCCUCUUUUUUAUUUUUAAUUUUACUGUUCGGAGAAAUUAAGCUCAUUGGUAACCGAAGGUUUGUAGGCACAAUCUGACAUGUAUGUCAUUGUGUAUAUUUGUGUUUUGUCAGCACAGAGAAAGGGCACUUACCAAAUUUGAAAAGAUAUGUCCAAUGAAGCCUUCAGGUGUUCUAGGGAAAUUGUAGAAAAGCAGGUGCACCCAACAGACAUCAAAAUAUUAUCAAAAAGAAUCGAGUAACUGCUGCACUUUCCUCGAACUGUAUGUUAACUCUUGGUGAGUAGUUCCUCUUUGUGGAAGCACUUGCUAUACAGAACUGCCAAAGUAUAUGUUCAGCAAUGUGCCCAGUUUUAAAGGUGUAUAUGGGACAAAAUAAAUUGUGAAAGGAAGUGUAGUUUACUGAAAACUACAGUUGUAAUAAGUCUUCCACUUUUUAUAGGAUUUUUGAGCACACAAUUAUGCAAAUAUUUUAAUGUUUAUUAAUGUUUACAGUGGAAUUGUGAAUAGGUUUUCAGUGGACUAUCUUAUUCCUUGACAAAAAUAUUUUGUCUUUUUUCUAUGUAAUUUCAGAGUUUUUAUUUUGUUACAAAAAGACAAAAAAUGAAAUAUAUAACAACAAUGAAGUUAUUUAACAAGAUUUCUAAAGCUGAAAUUUUUUUGUGUAAAAUAAGGUAUCUUACAACUUGUUAAAUAUAUUUAUUCAGACAUUGGAUGUUGUAUUUUUAUGUAUUUUUUAAAAUAUUAAUAAAAUUGGAAAAAAAAAAUCUAGGUUAGUUUACUCUUUCGAUAAAACAUUACCUAUCAGUUGUAGCUCUUACAGGAGGUUUAUCCAGUAGCCAUGCCUGUAUGUAAAGUGGGUCUGUCCAUACUUAUUUUCCACAGUGUAGAACUGUAAUCAGGCAUUGGAUUAAAUUAUGACCUUAUUUGGAAACUUUGGCAGUCCUAGUACUUAUUGUUUUGAGGAACAAAUUCUAUUGGGUUGCCCUUAAGAUGCUUUGUCACAGUUUGUUUGCUAUACUGCCGAAUGAAUUUAUAUCUCCCAGAGCUGAGAUGCAACAAUAAAGUAAAGCAACUGUGUAUGCUUUGUCUGUGGAUUGUCCCACAGACAGAUACAGUUUGUAAAUAACUCUUCCAAAACCAUGUAUUUAAAACAGUUUGCAUAUACAUUAUGUAUAAAGUGAUUUUUUUAUCAAUUUUUUAAUUCAUGUUUGUACAUUGAAAAGGGUUUUAACCCUCUUUUUCUGUGUUUAAUAUGCUGUAGAGUAAUAACAUAGAUGCUCUAGACUGUAUAUCAGGAUAUUAUGGUUCACACAGCAGAAGGUCGGAGCAAAACACUAGUGAUGAGGUAGCAUUACUAAAAUGGAUGUUUCUUGAAAUUUCAUUUACCACAUUUGUCAACUUGUGAUUCCAAUUCCUUCCAUUUUCUCAGAGAAUUAAAGAAAAAGUACUCUUGUAAAUGCACUUUUUCUGUCUUUUCUUAAGCAAAGCAGAACUAUUUCAAUGUAAGAUAAAUAUGAAGCUCAUUAGAGAGCAUCAAUAAAGGCCAUGUUUUAAACAUAG